Rotaria sp. Silwood1 is the source of this 3489-nucleotide messenger RNA. The record is from the annotation of a GenBank genome assembly. NCBI's taxonomy places the organism in Eukaryota, Metazoa, Rotifera, Eurotatoria, Philodinida, Philodinidae.
AUGGCGUUAGAUACUGGUGAAAAAACUAUUAUUAAUUAUGCUACUGAAGGUAGUUUUGAAGAUGUUGAACAUUUACUUAAAAAUCAUGUUCCUGUUGAUGUUCAUGAUGAGCAUGGGAUGACACCAUUGCAACAUGCAGCAUUUAAAGGACAUGCAAAUAUAUGUUCUCUUUUAUUAGCACAUGGUGCUAAUGUUAAUGAUCAUGAGCAUGAUCAAGGUUAUACGGCUCUUAUGUUUGCUGCUCUUUCAGGUAAUAGAGAAGUUGUUCGUAUUCUUCUUGAAGCAGGUGCUAAAACUCAUCAAACAAAUCGUAUUGGACGAACAGCAUCUCAAUUAGCUGCAUUUACUGGACAAAAACAAUGUGUUGAUACAAUAAAUAAUUAUGUAACACUUGAAGAUUUAAAAUAUUAUACGAUUCCACAAGGCCAAGAAACAGAAGGUAAAUUACCGGAAUCUUGUAUGCAUGGUUUUCAACGUUUACUUAUUACAAUUAAUUUCAAUCCUGUUCAUUUGCUCAAUAUUAUUUGUAAAUAUUCAGAAUUAUAUCAACCAAGUUCAAAUCUUAAACGAAUUUCUAAUACACUUUCAUUUAUAAUUGAACGAUCAUUAGAUCCAUAUCAUACAAAUGAACCAAAUGAUACACUUGCAAUUAAAUCACAUUAUAUAAAAACAUUAAUUGAUACUUUAUUAGAAAAAAAUAUAGAUAAUAUUGAAAAAGUUUGUAAUGAAUUACGUAAAAAAUUUGUACAUGAAAAUGAAAAUGAUAAUUUUCGAAUGUAUGAAGAAAAAUUUAUUCGAGAAACUAUUCGUAAUUUUCCUUAUAAACAAUGUCCACUUCUUCAACAACUUGUCAGACUUAUUGCUCCAAUUGAAUUAGGUCAAAAGCCAUCCGCUCUAUCUGUUUUAACUACAACUCUCAACGGACAUGCUUUUGAAGAUGAAACACAUAAUCGUUGUGACGCUUGUAGUCAACUGAAUGCGAAUCGUCGUUGUGCUGCAUGCAAAUCGAUAUCAAAUAUCAUGCAGAAUUUGGUAUCGAAUAUAAAAGGUAAAUUGGUUGGUAAUACAACCGGAACAAGUCCUAAUGAAAAAUUAUCACCAACUUCAACGGAAUCAUACGGUUUUCGUCAAAUACAUAUACCUGAAGCUAAAAUAGGCUUAGGUUCAACAGAAGCUGAUUUGAUUUAUAUGGUAAAAAAAUAUCUUGAAAUUGUUGGACUUAUCGUUAUUGUUUGGGUAGUUGGUUAUUUACGAUUUAGUGUUUCAUGGAUUUUACUUAUUGUAUUUAUAUAUUUAUUUCGUCAACGUCAACGAGCACUAUCUAAAGAAAGACAUAAAAUGAUUAAUGAAAUAAAUGAUAGUGAAGAACGAUAUAUAAAAGCUCGUUUAGAUGAAUUACCAUCAUGGGUUUUUUUUCCUGAUGUUGAACGAGCUGAAUGGUUAAAUCGAAUAAUAAAACAAGCAUGGCCAUAUGCAAAUAAAUAUCUUGAUAAAGCUAUUUUUCAUGAUGUUAUGAUUCCAAUGAUUCGUAGUACUUCACCAGCUUUAUCAGAUUUUUCAUUUGAUAGACUUGAUCUUGGUGAAAUUCCACCAAGAAUUGGUGGUGUGAAAGUUUAUACAGAUAAUGUUCGAGAUCAAAUAAUGAUGGAUAUUGAAGUUUUUUAUGCUGGUGAUGCACGUAUUAAAGCUAAUGUAAAAGGUAUUGUAUGUGGAAUUAAAGAUAUACAAUUUGUUGGUGAUAUACGAAUUAUAUUAAGUCCAUUAAUUAAUACAAUACCAAUAGUUGGUGCUGUUACUUAUUUUUUUCUUCGAAAACCAAGUAUUGAUUUUAAAUUAACAGAUGCUGGAACGUUAGUUGAUAUACCUGGUCUUAAUGAUUUAAUGCUUGUUCAAAUAAAUGAUAUUGUUGCAUCAAUGAUGGUUUUACCUAAUCGACAAGUUUUUCCUUUAGUUUCAGAUUUACAAAUUGGACAUUUACGAUGGUCAAAUCCUGAAGGUGUUGUUCGAGUUAUUGUUAUAAAAGCAAAAGAUCUUGUUAAAGCUGAUAUACAAAUUCUUGGUCAAGGAAAAAGUGAUCCAUUUGUUAAAGUUAAAGCUCAAGGUAAUGUGGAAUAUAAAACAAAAACAAUUAAUAAUACAACAACACCACAAUGGAAUGAAGUAUUUGAAUUUGUUGUUGAACAAUCUGAAAGUGAUGCAGUGGAAUUUGAAGUAUAUGAUGAAGAUCCUGGUAAAGAUGAUUUUCUUGGAAGAGCUCAAUAUCCAAUAAAUACAUUAGUUGGUAAAGAAGCUGUUGAUACCUGGUUAACAUUACAAGAUGUGAAAAAAGGUUCAAUAAAUGUUUGUCUUCAAUAUUUUUCAUUAACUACACAAAAAUCUGCUAUUGAUAUUAUGGAAAAAGUUAAUAGUCAAAAGAUUAAACAAGAAAAAUUAUCUAAAGCACUUCUUAUUGUUUUUAUUGAUCGAUGUACUAAUCUUCCUAGUUCAAAAAAAACUCGUCGAGAACCAAAUCCAUUUUGUCGAAUUAAAGUUGAUUCAAUUGAACGUAAAACUCAAACAUUUGAAAAUCAAACAAAUCCAUUAUUUGAACAUAUAUCACAAAUAUUAUGUUCAAAUCCUUUACAACAACAAUUAACUAUUGAAGUAUGUGAUGCACGUUCAAAUAAUGAUAUAAUUGGUAUUUUUCAAUUACCUAUUAAACAAAUAUAUGAUACAGAUACAAUGAUUAUUGAUUCACAAGCAUUUCCAUUAAAAGGUGUAUCUGAACCUUUAGAUAAUGUUUCAAUUAUUCUUCGUUUAACUCUUAAUAUUUUAUGUCCUGGACGUUCAAGUCCAUUAUCAGAAAUCUCAUCAAUAAAUAGUGAUAGUUCAGUUGAUAAUUUCACCAAAGAUUCAUUAAAUCAAGCAUCACCUACAGAUGUUUCUUCAAAUCCUCUUCAUCAACUUUCUUCAUCUGUUCCACUUACACAAUCAAGAAAAAGUUCACCAAGUGACAAUAAAACUCUUUUAAUUUCUGAUGAUCCUGAUCUUAAUUCAACACCAUAUGGCAUGAUAAAACUUGGUAUUAAUUAUGCUAUUAAUAGAAAAUCUUUAUCUGUAACUGUAUAUGCAUGCAAAAAUCUUAUUAAUGUUCAUCGUGAAAAUUUACCAGAUCCAUAUGUACGUGUUUAUUUAAUGCCUGAUUUCAAGAAAGAUAAAAAGAAAACAAAAUCUAUUCAUGAUACACUCAAUCCAACUUAUGAUGACUUAUUUGAAUGGGCAGCAUCAUUAGCCGAUAUACGUCGACAACAUCUUUUUAUAAGUCUUAAAAAUAAUUCACCUUUAUUUAAACAAGAAGAAACAUAUAUGGGAGAAAUUGAAAUUAAUUUAUCAAAUCUUGAUCCAGAAAAAACUAGUAUAGCUUGGUAUGCUUUACAAGAACCAAAUACAAGUGCUAGUGGAAUAAUGAAAAUAAAAUAUGAUACAAGUGACUCUAAAACACAAUUUUAA